AUGUACUCCACAUUGGUCCCUUUUGUCAAUCAACGGUCCAGAUCUCUUCUCAUCGCCUAUAAAUAUAAAAACCACACUUCUCUUUCACCAAAACAGCACAGUUUGAUAAGAACUACAAGUUUCACUUAUAGUCUCUCUUUCCAAAUUCUUUUCUUCUCUGAUAGAAAUUCGAAAAAAAAAAAACAAAUUAUGGAACGCAAUUUCCUCCUAACGAUUACAUUGAUCUGCAUUGUCGUUGCCGGUGUCGGUGGCCAAUCUCCGGUCUCCACUCCAACUACUUCCCCUGCUAAAGCCCCCGCCGUUACUGAAACUCCGGCGAAAACUCCGGCUUCUUCACCGGUCGAGUCACCUAAAUCUCCGCCUCCGGCUCCUGUUCCCGAGAGCUCUCCUCCGGCUCCUUCACCAAAAGCUUCUGCUCCAGUGAGCUCUCCACCGGUUCCAGCACCAGAAGCUGAUACUCCUCCGGCUCCGGUAGCCGCUCCAGUUGCCGAUGUACCGGCUCCGGCUCCGAGCAAGCAUAAAAAGGCGGCGAAGAAGCAUCAAAAAGCACCGGCUCCGGCUCCGGAACUUGACAGUCCACCUGCACCACCGGCAGAAGCUCCUGGACCUGACUCCGACGCAUCUUCUCCCGGUCCGGCCACAUCCGCCGACGAUCAGAGCGGAGCAGAGAGCACAAGUGCAUUGCGGAAUGUAGCGAUAGGAGCGGCUGCAACCGCGUGGGCCGUUCUCGUUAUGGCCUUCUAAAUUAUUUAUUUUUUCACUCCUUAAUUUUUUUUUUUUUGACCUUACCCAUUGUCACUUUCUUUACGAAUUUGGUAUGAGUAUUAUUUAAUUUAUUAUACCGUUUAAUUUGUUUCCUUUUAUUUUAUUUAUAAUUAUAUACGAAAAUAAUUAUAUACGAAAAAAGAAGUUGAGAUCUGUCA
Messenger RNA from Eutrema salsugineum, 923 nucleotides. Its product is annotated as lysine-rich arabinogalactan protein 18. Lineage: Eukaryota; Viridiplantae; Streptophyta; Magnoliopsida; Brassicales; Brassicaceae. Bases 1 to 744 code for a protein of 247 amino acids. The record is from RefSeq and is a predicted model, not a curated record. The transcript is spliced from 3 exons. Gene Ontology annotation, cellular component: plasma membrane.